Molecule: messenger RNA, 3127 nt
Organism: Drosophila kikkawai
Lineage: Eukaryota; Metazoa; Arthropoda; Insecta; Diptera; Drosophilidae
Product: transcription factor SPT20 homolog
Source: RefSeq, a predicted model, not a curated record
GUUCAGACGGUUUGGUUCAGUUGUUGUCUGCCAGCAGCGGUUAGCCGCCCCAGCGCCCAACUCCCCCGAAAAAAAAAAAACAUCAGUCUUUCCUUCGAACAAAACUCGUAAACCAAAAGCGAACGAAACCAAAUCGAUCAACUGCAAGCCGCGAAAAUUAUCGGCCGGUGUGUGAACUGUCUGCUAAUUCGAAAAUAACGAUUCGAAAUUUGGCAAUUAAACGAAAAUAAAGUGCAACGAGGAACGGAUCGGAACGGUCGACAGCCAGCGGCAGAUAGGCUGUAAACCCACCUAAUGAAUACAAUAUAAUCCAAAUACAAUAAAGGAAACGUUAGCAGCUAAUUCGCAUUUGAUUAGUUUAUGUUUCUGUCUCGAAUCGAAUAUUACAAUUUGAUUGCGUGCAAAGUCUGAGGAGAGAGCGGAGCGACGUGGAGCAGAGUCAUCAUCAUCGGGCCAGCUGGAUUACGGCGCUAUAAAAUUGGAUAUAUCCCACAUACACGAUCGAAAUGCUUUUGAGACAUCUAAACAGCCUGCCUUGGGCUUUGCUGGCGGUUCUUCUGUUGGCUGCUCUCAAGCUCCAUGUGAUUAAUGCCGAUGCCAGUGCGGAGGUGGACAACUCCAGCACAGAGAGCAACGAGAUCAUUCCGCGGGAGGCCAUCCAGAAACUGGACUACUCGGUGCGUCAGGCGCUACUUCGGGCUAUCGAUAAGCUGGAGCAGGAGGAGGCAGCCGCUGCCGGGGUCACGGAGAGCGGAGAGGACAGUACCAGCAGCAGUGGGUCCCGAUCCUUGCUCCGAACGGAGACUUCCACGCUGCCCUCGCAUCGGGAAAAGGACGAGAUCCUGGAGGAAAGCACCCACAAAGCGGAGCCGGAGGCUGUGGUGCCCACCGUUCAGUUCUACACAGCCACCUUUGACGAGAAGAACGCCCAGGAGCAACUGCUCUCCUCUUUCAUAGACCGCUCAAAGCUGUGGAAGAAAACCACUCUCCGCAAGCAGAGUUCCCCCUCCACUGCCCUGCCCAUCGAACCUAAGUCAGCGGAGCCGGAGGGUCCGGAGAAUCGUCAGCUCACCCGGAGCGUGGACAGCUCCAGUUCCGGAUCGGUCAGCAGCAACGAGAUCUCUCACGACAGUGGCAGUCAUGAGAUUAAGUUCGAGAUCAGCAAUUUAAGGAAGGCAGCUCCCACUACACCCACAACAACUUCCACGUCCACAUCAACCACGACAACAACUCCAAGGCCCCGCACCACCCGUAGGCGAACCACCACGACGUCGACAACGACUACGACUACAACUCCAAGACCCACCCACAACGAGGAUGGGGAGAACAUUGAGCUAGUAGACAAGCAGGACAUUCGCAUCCAGGAGGCGCCGCUGGUGACUGCCUUUACGGUGGAUCUGGAUGAGCGUGGCACAGCCCAGAAGUUCCGCCCCCUGCUGUCGGGUAACCAGCGGACUCCCCCUUACUCCCAGCAACAGCAACAUCAGCAGCUGCUGCCCCACAUUGGACCCACCAUCACCAAGCUGAACGUGCUGGAGUCGGAGCCUCAGGCCACGCCGCUGCCCACACAGUAUCCGCCCACCAGCAGCAGCUCAACUACCACCCAGAUUAGUACCAGCACCAGCGCCAGCGGAGGUUUCUCCACCACGCCCGCUUUCCUGGCCAGCUCCACCAGCAAUUAUGUGAAGGAACCCCUCAACACUCUGCCGGAGCCUCCCAGCGUUAACAACUACCUGAUCGAGCGACAGCGUGCUCUGGAGCAGCAGAUCUACCAGCUGAAGGUACAGGCCCAGCAGCAGCAGGCUCUAAUCCUGCGCCAGCUUAAGCUGCUGGAGGAGCAGACUCAGAGCCGCUUCCAGGCCUCGCCAAUUGCCCAACCCAGCACAUUGCAGCCGCAACAGCAGCAACUCCAGCAGCAGCAGCAGUCACAGCAGCUCCAACAGCAGCCACAGCAACUCCAACAGCAGCAACAUGGUCCGCUGGAGGCCAUUCAGACAGCGCUGCAACCGCCCUCGGUGGGUUACUCCAUAAGGCCUUCGGUGGAAUUUAUACCCAGCACACAUACCAAAACUGUUAUUUAUCCCACAUAUCCAAUUGAGCAGCAAUUGCCGGUCCGCGAUGCCGUUUCGGGUCAUAAAUUCGCCCUGCACGGCGGCAACAACAACAACAACUAUCAGAAGCUUCCAGCGCCGUCAAAUGCGGUGCAGCAGAUUUUCCAAAACUUGCAGCAAUCUCUGCAGAAAUCGAACGAAAACAACAAUGUUGGCGGCAAUUUGCAGGGCCAGCCCUCGAAUCAGUUUGGCUUUGCCCCGGCCGAGGCAUCGCAGCUUCAGGCGCUGCCCCAGCACAAUUACAAACAAUUUCAACAGCCGCAGCAGCAACUGCAACAGCAGCAGCAGCAACCACAAUUGCUGCUGCCCAACUACGUGAGCAAUGCGGUGUUCCAGCAGCAACAGCAGCAGCACAGGGCUCGCCAGUUCCGCCAGGAGACGGGCGUGGGCAACUUCGGGUUGAAUGCCAACGUGGAGAUCCAGCCGAGUACCUCCUUUGCCACCACCAUUGUCAGCCAGCAGUCUGCUUCUAAUCCCAAUCCCAGCCUGGAGAACCAGAACUUUUACAGGCAGCACCUGACGCCGCAGCUCAGCAGCCAGUUGCAGCAGAACGCUCAGCAAUAUCUGCAGCAGCAACAGCAGCAGUUGCAGCAGCAACAACAGUCGUCGGGUGGCGACACCAGUCCAGCUCUCAACCACGGAAUACCGCAGUUCUCCUCACAAAACCUGCACUUCAACGGGGCCUUUUGAGCACUUGCACCAACACCUGCACCACAAUCACCACCCGACGCACUGCCCAUAGCCCAGUCCAUGGUCCGAAAUUCCCUCACCACAAAAACGAACCUCCAAGACCCACUGUUUCCUCUUACACCUGACCGCAAGAGAGUCAGUCGUCCACAGCCCCUCUUCCAGUGGAGUUAAGUUUUACGCACAACAUCUUUGUAAAUAUUCAUUUUAUUUUAAAACAUAAGCAUUACGACCUAAGCGAAAUAAAAAACAGACAGAGAGAAAAGAGUGGGAUGAUCGACCGGCGGAGAGGAGGAGGAGCUCAAGGUGAGGCAGUUGGCAGAGCAAAG